This is a messenger RNA of Psylliodes chrysocephalus, 2703 nucleotides long. NCBI's taxonomy places the organism in Eukaryota, Metazoa, Arthropoda, Insecta, Coleoptera, Chrysomelidae. The record is from the annotation of a GenBank genome assembly.
CGCGCGAAAACCGUAUUAUUACCCUCCAAAUCAUGCGCUCUAUACAAAAUUUGUAUAGAGCGCAUGAUUUGUACGGUAAUAUUAUGGUUUUCGGACGUGCGGGAAUAAACCUAUAAAAAAUAAGUAGUUCCGUUUUUAAUCCAUAAGUAUCGUAUCAUUUUCCGAUACCAGAUAAAAUUUUAACUAUUAAUUAUUUGAAAAUUUCUGAUAUAUUGGCAUUUUCAUUUCGAUUACAGUCAUGCGGAUAUUUAAAAAUAUUUUCUGACCUUUUAUCGUAUUUUGUGAUAAGUAUAAUUAUUAAUAAAUUUCAUUUCACUUUUGUACAAGCAGUGUUAAACAACAGUAAGGUAUCUAUGAAUAUUCGAGAAAAUACGUAAAAAUUCAAAUGAAUCAAAAAUGCAAUUGAUGUCGUAAAUAUUUUUAAUUAUAUCUGAAGAAAUUUAGCAAAGGUAACAUGAUGAGAGGGUUAAGAAAAAAAGAUGAACUAUUGGAACAAAAUGAAGUUGAAAAACCGUGGCCACAAAUUCUUGCAAUCUUGAUUGGUUCUUUAGCUGGCAUCACAGAUGGCAUCCAUUACUCCUGGACCUCACCUUUCAUCGUUAAAAUAACAGAAGACAAAACAAACUACAACAUAACCGAAGAACAAGCCUCAUACUUUCCCACCAUCCAACCAGUAGCUAUGAUCCUAUUCUGCCCGAUAUUUUCAGUACUAGCUGAUAAAAUAGGAAGAAAACAAACGUUCCUCCUGAUCACAUAUCCUCAGAUACUGAGCUGGAUCCUUUCGAUCGUCGCUAAAGAUGCCACGGUGUUCUAUCUUUCCAGAUUUUGCGCUGGUAUAGCAAACGGUUGUCUUUUUGCAGUAUUUCCUACGUAUGUAGGGGAGAUUUCUAAUCCGACUGUACGCGGUACCUGGGGGAAUUUGAUAGCGACAUCUAUGUAUUUCGGUGAAUUGAUUGUGAACGUAGUUGGCAGCUAUUGUGGGGUGAAAGAGACAGCGUUUAUUUUUUUACCGUUACCAGUUUUAUUUCUGUUACUAUUCUCUAUGAUGCCAGAAUCGCCUUACUGGUUCAUUAUGAAGGGACAAGAAGAGAAUGCUAAAAAGUCUUUAAGGUUCUUAACGCGGAAGAAAGAUGUAGAUCAAGAUUAUUUUAAAUUGAAAUUAGAUGUGGAUAGACAGUUAUCAGAGUCGGGUACUUGGAGUGAUCUAAUUAGAAUUGACAGUAAUAGAAGGGCGUUGGUAGCAGGAGCGUUUUUAAGAUUAACACAGCAAACUUCUGGAAUGGGUAUAUUUCUGGUAUACAACCAGUUUAUAUUCGAAAAAUCUGGAGGAAGUUUAAGCCGUGAAUUCUGUUCUAUAAUUUAUUCAGCUUUGUAUGUAGUUUUAAAUAUUUUCGUAGUUACUUUUAUAGUUAAUCGAUUUCCAAGAAGGAUACUGUAUUUUGUAUCGCUAACUGGUGCUGCUAUUAUGUUGUAUUUACUAGCAACAUUCUUUUAUGUAGAAGAAAGGUACAAGCUGAACAAUUCUGGUUUUGGUUGGGUUCCUAUAACAGGCACAAUAGUUUAUCAAAUAUUCAUGGGUUGUGGGUUGUGUGUUAUACCAACUUUGAUGAUGAGCGAAUUAUAUUCAACUAGUAUUAAAGCCAAGGCGAUGAUUGUACUUAUGAUAGCAUUUGCUGGUGGCAAUAUAAUUAUAAAUCCACUAUUUUAUUAUUUGAAUACCAAUUUCGGAUUUCAUACUCCUUUUUAUUUUUUUGCUGCAUGCAAUACUGCGGCUAUUGCUGUUUGUUAUUUCAUUGUUCCGGAAACUAGGGGGAAGACGUUGGAAGAAAUUCAGCAAAUAUUAAAGAAUGGUAUUUCUAGGUGAUGUUGCUGUGGUCAAUUUUUAUAAGACUGACAAAUUAUAUAUAUUUUUUCAUAACUUGUUUUUUUUUUUCACCCUAAUUGUGUAAAUAUAUUUUCUAAUUAUGUUACUAAGUUACUGUUAUUUCUGGUAGAGUAGUUAUGAAUAUGAUUGUUAAAAUUAAUAUAUUCUCUUAAAUAAGGUGGGGCCAAACCAUUUAAUAUUUUAUAUUCAAACACCAUAGUCAAAUAGUAUGAUCUCUGAUAAACCGAAAUCCAUUGCAGUGAUCUAUACAUUUUUGUUGUUAAAAACCUCUUAUAACUAGCUUAAAUUUGUACUUUCACUUUUCUUGAUUCUAAAAACCCAACUGUAUCAAAAUUUUUCUUUAAUUGAACUCUUCAAUAUCUACAUAGUCCCAAAUUUAAUUUCUUAAGGAAGAAUUAAUGAAGAAAUUUGAUAAAAAUAGGAAAAAAGAUAAGGAAGAAUUCAUAAAGAAAAUGGAUGGAAAGGAAAGUAAAAUAAAGGAAAAGAUUAAACAGAAUGAAGAUGUACAACAUAAAGAAAUUCAAGAACUUUAGACAUGGUAACAAAAAUUUUAAUGGAAAAAUAGAAGAAGUUAUGGAUAAUAACAUUGAUGAAGUUGGAAGUGAAAAGUUAGAAGAAAUAAUAAAAAGGAAUAAAGAACUAAUAUAAAACUCAAUAUUUCGCUAUUAUUUAAUAACCAUCAGAAGAAUUCUGUAAAGAGCAUUUGGUAUUCAACACAAAAUAAAUGAAUUGAAAAUAAAAAUAAACCUACAGUUAUUUCUUUAUACAACAUGAUCCCAUAACGAAAUUCACAAAUAGACUAAAUUUUGUUUUUUACA